This is a messenger RNA of Gambusia affinis (western mosquitofish), 1070 nucleotides long. RefSeq names its product coiled-coil domain containing 86 (gene ccdc86). Bases 152 to 1036 code for a protein of 294 amino acids. The record is from RefSeq and is a predicted model, not a curated record. The transcript is spliced from 4 exons. Gene Ontology annotation, cellular component: nucleolus. NCBI's taxonomy places the organism in Eukaryota, Metazoa, Chordata, Actinopteri, Cyprinodontiformes, Poeciliidae.
CAGAUGCCGAUAACGCACAGCUGGAUCUACUGUCUUCUACCUACGUCAGAACCGGAAAUAACGCAACAUACACAAGACUCGGAGCAGGCGCACGUGGGUCUUAGCGUUAGUUAAUUAAAGUUAUGUUCUUUUGUCUGUUUUAUUAAGAAGUAUGCCGAAGAGAGCGAGGGCCCGGCCGGAGGAAAACAGCUCAGUGGAGGAGCUGGUCGAGGAUCCGCCAGCGGAGGGCAGGCGGACACGCAGCGGCCGCGCGGUGCGUCCUCCUGCCGCAUUGCUGGACAGCAAAAUCGCGGUGAGGACUCCCAGCAGAAGGACCAGGAGGUCCGUUCUCCAGGAGCUGCCACCGCCGGCGGAAGAAGAAAACCCCGAAGAUACGGAGCAGAAACCAGACAGUCCGACCGUGGAAGAAUCCAGUGCGUCUACAGAACCAGAACCCACAAAAACUACAGAACCCACAGUGCCCUCAGACGCAACGGCCCAGGCAGCAGUCAUGGAAACGAAUAAAGCUUAUGAUGGAGGAGAACAUCAGCUGUCCAAGUCUACACCAGCAGAAACGGCUCCUGUGGGUUCAGGAAGCAUCCCGAAGAAGAAAGCUCACCUGGCUCCCAGUGCCAAACCGAUCCCAGCGGUUCCGCUGGGAAAACCAAAGUCAGGAAGAGUGUGGAAGGACCGAAACAAGCAGAGGUUCUCUUCGUUGGUCAGAGACAAACCUCUGUGCUCCUCCUGGGAGAAGAAGAUGCAGGCCAAGCGUGAAAAGGACCUCGUCAAACAGUUCACAGUGAGGCUGAAGGAGGAGAAAGCCCAGAAGAAGGAGGAAAAGAGGAAAAGACGAGAGGAAAACCUGAAGCGGCGCGCAGAGAAUGAACGCAAAGCCGAGAUUGUACAAGUGAUCCGGAACACGGCAAAGAUCAAGAGGAUGAAGAAGAAACAGCUCAGGCGCAUCGAGAAACGAGACACUCUGGCUCUGCUGCAGAAAACACAGAAGCCGAACAGCACAAGCAAAGUGCAAAAAAAGGUUCAACAAGAUUUAACUUAAGAACUGUGACAAUAAAUUACAUCUAUUCAGAAAA